Molecule: messenger RNA, 1543 nt
Organism: Stegastes partitus (bicolor damselfish)
Lineage: Eukaryota; Metazoa; Chordata; Actinopteri; Pomacentridae
Product: testis-expressed sequence 264 protein-like
Exons: 3
Coding region: 1-546 (181 amino acids)
Biological process (GO): reticulophagy; protein-DNA covalent cross-linking repair
Cellular component (GO): autophagosome membrane; replication fork; endoplasmic reticulum membrane
Source: RefSeq, a predicted model, not a curated record
AUGGCGGAGAGGAAGCUAUGCGCGUUCCCAACUAUUGAGAUCUGCAGUUCACACGUCACCAACUACAUGGUUCCACUGUCUCGCCAGACAGACUUCUUUGUACCAGAAAUGAAAGAGGAGGUCAAAACAGAUGUGAAAGAGGAGGAUUCUGAUGAGGACAGAGGAACUGACAUUACAGGUGCAGAUUCCCACAGUGACGUGAGCUCGGUGAGCGGCGGCAUGCCGUGGGACAGCAGAGAGACGUCCUUAGCGGCGUCCACGGCAGCCUCCCUGGCCUCCUCCUUGCCUCUGAGGGACGUAAUGGAUGCGAACGAAGACAUUAAACACAGGGAGCACAGCGACAGAGGCUCCAACGAGUCUUUGGGCAGUGGCUCGUCCUUUGAAGAGCUUGACAUGGAUCAGGAGGAGCAGGAGGAGGGCGAAGAGAAGGAGGAGAAGGAAGACGGGGAGGAGGAGGAGGACGUCCCUGAGGGCGAAGAUGGAGCUAGAGAAGCAGUUGAACUGAUGGCUGACAAGAAGGAGCCCGUGGGGGAUGGAGAGGAGUAGGGAGGAUGCUGAAGAGAUAAGGGAUGCAGCCACGUAACACUGGCACACUGGAGAGUUUCUCGGCUGUGCUGUUGCUGGUUAUCUGUCGUGUAAUCUUGUUGGUGGAUCUAAAGCUGUUCAUGCCAUGACCACAUGCCGUAUUUCUGCGCCUUCUAAAUGUCUUUUUGAAGCCUGUACUUUUUCUUAUAUUGUAAUCUCAGUUUUUAAAAAUAAUUCCUGAUCUUAUAUUUGAACCGUGUCAGGACAGAACAACAGACGAGCCCACUGGGUGGAGUCUUCCUCGUCACAUGGUGCGCAGCAAAUAAGGGGGGAGAUUUGUUUAAUUAGAUACUUCACUUCUUACAUUUCAAACUGCAAUCUUGUUUGAAUCACCAUCAUUCCUGUUCUGAUUAGAUGUGACACCUCAAGUUAAGAGGAGGAAAUAGAACGACUAUCCAGUGUGUUUAUGCCCAUGUGUGACAGUUGAUAUUGUACCCUGCUGUCAAGGUCAUGUCCUGAGGAAAUUUUUCAUGUGUUUGUGUGCAUUACCUGACUUUGGUGUCUUGAUAUAGAGUAAUGAUUGGGUAAAAAUGUGCAGGAGCUGCUGCUGUAGAGUUUUUGAUGGACCUAUUUCAUGGUGUUAUUUACACAGGGGAAAUUCUAAAAUCAGAGGUGGAGAAAAAACUUUGCAAAGUAACAUCACCAAUGCCUCCAAGUCCCCAGGACUCCGAUUUGUAAGAAAAUUCAAAGUGUUUCCCUUGGAGAAUGUACAGAAUAUUUUAUUGUCACUCUCAGAUAAUUGCUUUUUUUUUUUUUUAAUGUACCCUUUCUAUAGUUGGUUUGAGAAACCACUUUUCAUUUAUGUUUUUCCUGUUGUAGCCAAUAUUCACUUACUACCAGAGACUAGUUGUGACAUGUUUGUAGGUUGUUGGUGCUGUGAGACAUUGGAAAUAAUGUACAGCACAUUGCAAUGUUGGUGUCUUUCUGUGUGUAAUAAAAUUUUCAAAUGAAAAGUUUA